Molecule: messenger RNA, 634 nt
Organism: Hibiscus syriacus
Lineage: Eukaryota; Viridiplantae; Streptophyta; Magnoliopsida; Malvales; Malvaceae
Product: non-specific lipid transfer protein GPI-anchored 8-like
Exons: 3
Coding region: 35-466 (143 amino acids)
Source: RefSeq, a predicted model, not a curated record
GCCAUGGCAGGUUCAGGUACAAAUUACAAACAAAAUGGCUCCUAAGAUGUUGAUGGUAGCGGUUCUUGCUAUACUGGCAGCGGCGACAGUAACGGAUGCGCAAGAGACGUGUGCACAAAGUCUAAUCCCUUGCGCUCCGUACCUUACGAACACCAGCGCGCCACCGCAAGACGAUUGCUGCAACCCCAUCAGAGAAGCCGUCCGUACACAAUUCACUUGCCUUUGCAGCCUUUUCAACGAUCCCACUUUGCUUAAUUCUUUCAACGUCUCCGUCCCUGAUGCUUUGAGGAUCGCUCGUGAUUGCGGUGUCAAUGCUAAUCUCAGCGACUGCAACACUACAGCUACUUCUCCUACAUCGGCUCCACCCCCACCAGGGCAACGAGGUGACAAUGGAGGCGAGGACAGGACAGCGUUGACUGGAAUCACAGCCUUAUUGUUGGUUUUAGUAUCUAUAGCGCUCUACUAGGGUGACAUAUUCUUGUUAGUUUUGUAAAAUUAAAUAAUAAUACAGAGAUCAUUCAGAAUUUUAGGCAUCGGAUGUCUGAAAUAUCUGUGAUAUUUUUAUAGUUUCAUAUUCUCUUUUUAUAUACAUAUGUUUGAACAGUUGUUAGCACAUACAUUAGUUAUUCAGUCA